AUGGUGCACUGGACAGCCGAGGAGAAGCAGCUCAUCACCGGCCUCUGGGGCAAGGUCAAUGUGGCCGACUGUGGUGCCGAGGCCCUGGCCAGGCUGCUGAUCGUCUACCCCUGGACUCAGAGGUUCUUCUCUUCCUUCGGGAACCUGUCCAGCCCCACCGCCAUCCUUGGCAACCCCAUGGUCCGUGCCCAUGGCAAGAAAGUGCUUACCUCCUUUGGGGAAGCCGUGAAGAACCUGGACAACAUCAAGAAGUGUUUUGCUCAGCUGAGCAAACUUCACUGUGAGAAGCUGCACGUGGACCCCGAGAACUUCAGGCUCCUGGGUGACAUCCUCAUCAUCGUCCUGGCUUCACACUUCGGCAAGGAUUUCACCCCAGCCUGCCAGUCUGCCUGGCAGAAGAUGGUCCGUGUGGUGGCCCAUGCUCUGGCUCAUGAGUACCACUGA
Messenger RNA from Cygnus atratus (black swan), 444 nucleotides. RefSeq names its product hemoglobin subunit beta-like. The record is from RefSeq and is a predicted model, not a curated record. Gene Ontology annotation, molecular function: organic acid binding; peroxidase activity; oxygen binding. Bases 1 to 444 code for a protein of 147 amino acids. The transcript is spliced from 3 exons. Gene Ontology annotation, cellular component: hemoglobin complex; blood microparticle; haptoglobin-hemoglobin complex. Gene Ontology annotation, biological process: oxygen transport; hydrogen peroxide catabolic process. Lineage: Eukaryota; Metazoa; Chordata; Aves; Anseriformes; Anatidae.